Molecule: messenger RNA, 1011 nt
Organism: Suillus clintonianus
Lineage: Eukaryota; Fungi; Basidiomycota; Agaricomycetes; Boletales; Suillaceae
Exons: 12
Coding region: 65-814 (249 amino acids)
Source: RefSeq, a predicted model, not a curated record
CGGCACAUUGUUUUAUCUCACCUGCAGUCACUUGCCAUUUGCCUACUUGUUACUGUUUAUAAUUAUGAUUUUUCAGCCUAAUGGCACAUUCACUCUUUGUCGCUCUUACGCCAUCGCGAAUACCUAUAUAGGGUUUCUCGUGAUUCUUUGCGCUGAGUGCAUCUUCGUACUCAGAUCGAUUGCAGUAUGGGAGCGGAAGCGAUUGGUGAUGGCGCUCCAAUUCAGCAGCAUCAUCGUCUAUACAGUGUUGGUCAUCAUGUGCUUCAAACAAUACUCGUCAGCGUCUGGAGAAUGCCGGAUCUUCGGGUUUGUCGAAUACCUGGAUACGAAGACGAGUACCCCGCUGAUUGUGGUGUACUGUCUGGCAAUUGUCGCCCAGUUACAAAUAUUACUGUUGGUGCUGUAUCGCGCUGUCAAGAGUCGUGGUGAUAGGGGCAUCGGCAACCGUCUUAUGCUCGGUCUCGUGCGAGAUAAUCUAUUGUACUUUGUCUGCAGUUUUCCUUUGAAUCUUGGUAUGAUUCUCGCCAUAAUAUUUCUUCCGUCUCCAGCGGCACACUUGAUCUCAGAGUUUUCGACCAUUCUUCAAGCCGUUUUGGUCACGCGGAUGCACAGGGACUUCUGGAGAUCAGACCGUGCUUCCUGCGGCGUCGACACAGAUGUUUCUCUCACAACAUGGAUGGUAGCUACCCCAGACCUUGUUGCCAGUGCCGCUUGGAAUUUACCGACCGUAAACUUGAACGAUAAUCGUGCAGACUUUCAGACAGCGUACGAUCGCCACGAUCAUACCAUAGAUGGUCCGUUAUCAUCCACCUAACCACUCACUGCAGACUACGUACUUCGAUCUUUUUUUAUUCGCUGGGCGCGCGCGAGGAUGUACUUGCUGUAAUCACAUGUCUAUAUGCGGGUUUGAAUUCUACUUUAUGAGAUACUCAUUACGAUUUAUCUGUCAACUGACUUCAAUGUUUCCCCAUACAUAAUCACAUUAUUUAUGACACGCCGUGGUGUGGUAGA